Molecule: messenger RNA, 1631 nt
Organism: Westerdykella ornata
Lineage: Eukaryota; Fungi; Ascomycota; Dothideomycetes; Pleosporales; Sporormiaceae
Product: histone acetyltransferase GCN5
Exons: 2
Coding region: 93-1325 (410 amino acids)
Biological process (GO): positive regulation of transcription by RNA polymerase II; chromatin remodeling
Cellular component (GO): histone acetyltransferase complex
Molecular function (GO): histone H3 acetyltransferase activity; protein binding
Source: RefSeq, a predicted model, not a curated record
GUUCCAUCACGCAACUUCGGAGAGCCUAGGUUAACCUGCACCACAUUGAAUAUCACCAAUCAAAAGUCCAUGUUCGCCAGCAUUCAACGCGGAUGGACGGAGCGGGGUCGCACUCAGAUCCAGCCGACCGCGGGCGGAACCUCCUUGUUGCGGAGCGCAAGGCUUCCGAAGAACUGGACGCGGCCAAACGCAUCGAAGGGGCUGAUGAUGAUACCUUGACAAAACCGGACAUUCAACCUCCAGCUACAACAGGGAGGGUUCCUUUCCCAGAGAAGCCUGCAGUCAUAGAAGAACGAAAUGGCGAGAUCGAAGUUCGCGUUGUCAAUAAUGACGGCACCAGAGAGAGUACCAUCAUCCUCACAGGUCUCAAAAACCUGUUUCAAAGGCAACUUCCGAAAAUGCCCAAAGAUUACAUCGCACGUCUCGUCUACGAUCGCACUCAUUUGUCCAUGGCGAUCGUCAAGCAGCCUCUGGAGGUCAUUGCCGGGAUAACAUUCCGAGAGUUCCGAAAACGGGAGUUUGCUGAAAUCGUCUUCUGCGCAGUCUCGUCUGAUCAGCAGGUGAAAGGAUACGGGGCGCAUCUCAUGGCCCAUUUGAAAGACUAUGUCAGAGCCUCUUCCCCGGUGAAGCAUUUCUUGACUUACGCCGACAACUUUGCGACCGGGUAUUUUAAAAAGCAGGGAUUCACUAAAGAGAUUACUCUCCCCAAGUCAGCUUGGAUGGGGUAUAUCAAGGAUUACGAAGGAGGGACACUCAUGCAAUGCACCAUGCUUCCCCGGAUUCGUUACAUCGAAGCUGCGCGUAUGCUCCAGAAGCAGAAGGAAACCGUCCAAGCCAAAAUCCGAACAUUGGGUAAAAGCUACAUCAUCCAUCAACCGCCUCCACCAUGGGCCAACGGCCUCACUCCCAUCGACCCGCUCUCCAUCCCCGCCAUCCGGGCAUCCGGCUGGUCUCCAGAAAUGGAUACCUUAUCCCGCGAACCGCGCCGUGGACCUCAAUUCCACGAAUUCCAACGUUUCCUGCACCAAAUCCAAUCACACAGCCAGGCAUGGCCCUUCUUCAAGCCCGUUGACAAGGACGAAGUCCCCGAUUACUAUAAUGUCAUCACGUCACCGAUGGAUCUAUCGACCAUGGAGGAAAAAUUGUACCAAGGUGCAUAUACUACCGUGAAAGACUUCGUUGCGGAUCUCAAGUUGAUUUUCAGUAAUUGCCGGCGGUAUAACGACGCUGCGACUGUAUACGCCAAGUGUGCCGUUAGGCUGGAGAAGUACAUGUGGAGUCUUAUCAAGGAGAUUCCCGAGUGGCAUGACUUACUUGAGAAAUGAUUGUAUUAAGAGUGGAACCUUGGGGCAAUUUUAAUAUACUUGAAUCCCAUGCAACAGGACGGGCGUCUAUCUGAUUAGUUUUCCGCGGCCAGCGAAGUUGGCGCGAAACAGAAUUGUCACGGUGUGCACGGCACGUGCGAGGCCUUCACGAGGACAAUGUUUCAUGAUAAAAGGACCCCGGAUGGGACGUAUGAUUUGGGUGUGAUUGGAGGUGCUGGGGUUGGAGGUGUUUCGUAUGAGGGAGGGCUAGGGGUUCGGUUGCCGCUUGAGGGCGAAGUAACGAUUUACGCAUCUACUCAUGAAUAC